CACAGCCAGGUUUUAAUUUAUCGUAUGUAACGACACGCAAUUCAUAUCUUACUAUGUUUACCUGGGCACAGGAAGUAAAAUCGAGAUGCCUAAAAAGGAGAAAACAUUCAGUAGGUCAGCCUCACUACCAACAAGGUCAAAGAAGGGACCACCGCCCAUUGUUUAUGACAGUGCUGCUAAUGAAUCCAGUUUGUCACCAGAACAAAGAGAAGCUAGAGUCCACAGAGCUUUAAAAGAAAUAAAACAAUUGGCAAUCAAGGCCAAAAGAACGUAUAAAAGAGAAAGAAAAGGCGGAGGACAUGCAUACACAUACACGUGUGAAGAACUCAUAAAGACAUGGAUACCUGAACUCAAGGAAUUGCUGGGAAUACAGACACACGAGGAAAUCAUCGAGCAGGAACAAGCUCUUGCUGCCGAGGAAAAUUUUCGCCAUAACACAAACAGAGAUCUGAGGAGAUGGAAUGACGCCUUUGAGGUGAAGAAAAAGUAUGAAGACGAAACCAACCAGCUUAACAGUCGAUAUCAAGACGAAUUGCAUAAAAUUAGAAAAGAACAUGAAAGUGUUCUAAGAAGUUUGAGAGAAAAGGAAAUUCAACUGAAGAGUUUAUCUGAAGAAAAAGAAAAUCUGUUGACAAGGCUAAGUCAGGUUGCAGGAGCCAAAUUACGAGACAAUAACCCGGCCGUGUCCGACCUCAGUGACCCCAAUCGACCCCUGAAAAUUUCAGAAAAAGUCAGUGAGCUUUACGACAAUGAGUGGACAGACGCAAUGGAGAUCUUGGAGAAUGACUGCAGUGAGACCGAGGCAAUAGAAACACUACUCACCAUUAUUCUGAAAUGUUUUAGACUUUGUAAAGAUUAUUCCAGUUUCCAGUUGAAAACUAUGACUACGGCUCUCGUUCUAAAUGAAAAGCUGACACCUGAUCUUACUUUAGCAGAAAAAUAUGCCAAAGAUAUACAAAAGAGUUCCUCAGCCUGGAUGUUGAGCGAUUCUUGUCUACAUUCUAUAAUAUGGCAAGAAGUUGAAAAGGCUGUUGGAAUGCAAAAUGCAAAUAAAUGCAAACCUUAUAUUCACAAAUGUGUGCAGUACUGUUGGUACAUGUGUAUCCAGGACCCUCCAAUGACUGCAGUUGCUUUCCAGAAAGGGACAGAAUUCAAUAGCAAUGGAAUGAAGUCUUUUACUAAAAUAGGACAGUUUGUUGACUUUACAGUAUGGCCAGCAUUAUACCUUCACGAAAACGGUCCCUUGCUUUCAAAAGCAGUAGUACAAGGAACCAAUGUUCAAGGCACCAAUAAACCACCUCCAGAAAAAAAUUACGAGGACAGGAAAAAUAAACAGACCAACAAUCAAGAAAUUCCUACUAGAAAUUACCGAAAAAUGGAACCUCAGAACUAUCGACCCGCGGAAACGGCUUACCGUGCGAUAUCAGAUGAUCGGUACAUCGAACCACAUCUUGAAAGAACGAGGAAAGGAUACCCUGAAAUUCGCGAUACCAAACAUGGAAAUGUUGGACAAAGAGACUAUCGACCAGAAUUUGUUGAGAGUCAAUACUCAGACCCCCUGCCAAACAGAGGCCAAUACAUGUCGUACAGUUCCCCACAACCUCCCCAUCUGCCAAACAAGGGGCGAUCACAGCAUGUUCAAUAUACUACACAGACUGACAUUCCAGCAUCAGUUUAUAGAAAUCAGGCAUAUCCUUCAAACACGAGAUAUGAGCAUCAUGGGAACCACCCACAAUAUAGACCUGAAAAACAGUUUCUUCAGGCAACCCAUAGCCGGAGUGCUCCAAAUGAGUAUUAUAAUGAAACUUAUGAACAAGCUCCUCCUAAAACACAAUAUAAAAGACACGGCAAUCCGCAUGCGUCACGAACAUAUUUCAAAAAUAACAAGGAAUACAGAUCAACAGAACUAUGAAUUUAGAUAUUUAAAGUUAUGCUACUUGUGUCAAGAAAUUGAAAUGAACAUGCUUAAAUGCAUAACGUUUACCCUUUAAACAUCCGGAAUGUUCUCAGCGCAAUACUCAUGACAGCCAUAUUCUUAGUAAAAAGGAAUAGCCAUUCCGUUUGCAAUCGAUUUAUUGAUUAUUUGCAAAAGAACUGAUAUCACAAUGUUUUGUAUUUGGAAUGUAUUCUUUGGAUAUAUUUUAUGCGUCCUAUUGUAUAUCUUGACCAGAACAAAAACACUGAACUAUUGAAUUCA
Saccostrea echinata is the source of this 2197-nucleotide messenger RNA. RefSeq lists its product as uncharacterized. Gene Ontology annotation, cellular component: mitochondrial outer membrane. NCBI's taxonomy places the organism in Eukaryota, Metazoa, Mollusca, Bivalvia, Ostreida, Ostreidae. The transcript has 10 exons. The record is from RefSeq and is a predicted model, not a curated record. Gene Ontology annotation, biological process: mitochondrial protein catabolic process; mitophagy by internal vacuole formation. Bases 86 to 1912 code for a protein of 608 amino acids.